Messenger RNA from Phyllotreta striolata, 1502 nucleotides. The record is from the annotation of a GenBank genome assembly. NCBI's taxonomy places the organism in Eukaryota, Metazoa, Arthropoda, Insecta, Coleoptera, Chrysomelidae.
AUCAUCUGUCAUCGCUCAUCAAUAAACAACUAAAAUGGACUCUAAAUAUGUUGUACCAGUAAUAACUCACAAUUUACAUAAACAAGAGACUAUAGUACAAAUUGCCGAAGUGUUAGAUCAUCUGGCUAACGUUAGUGAAGGUAUAUUUGCUCAAAUAAACAAAAGGUUGGAACUGAAUCGAGCGAAAUUGUCGGACAUAUCGGGAAGGGUGGAUGUAGUAAAUAAGAAAAUAAACAAGCUCAGGGGCGCUAAGAAAGCGACGCAAGUGUUUUCCAGCAGCAAAUAUCCGGCUAGUGAUGUAUAUAAGGAAUAUGUUUCCACAUUUAGUGAUGCUCCUCCAAUUGAAAUAAAAAGACAUCCGGUUAAAUACAAAAGUGUUCCAGCAGCGCAGGGUCCAUUAGAAAAACUGCAAUUCUUCCACGUAAAUAUUCAUAAACCUAACGAUAUAAAACUUCAUGGUUUAGGAGAUGCGCCUCGUAGUAUAGAGUUUGUUAAUGAUCUACUUUUGUACAACUCGGGAACUAAUUUGUAUAAAGACUUUGUCACUGAUCAUGCCUCGAAUACACCACAACAAAUAACGAUUGUUGAAGAAAAUGAAUCGGAAAUAGGUGCAGCUCCAAAAUCAAUAAGCGAAAGAUCCAUUCAAUCGAAAACCCAGAAACAGAGCUACUUUUAUACACCGCAAAUCGGAGAAGUUCCCACACUAGACGUGCCUUUGGAUCUGCCCGAUUUGCCAGGCAUUGCCAACGAUUUGCAUUACGAUAAUGAACUUAACUCGAGUAUAGCCCCGUCAGCUGACAUAACUCCGUCCAUUUUUGAAUUAGAUUUCCAUACUAGUCAAAAUUUACCCACUAUUCCUCAAGACGAUGAAGAGGACAAGGAACCAAACAUUUCGAUAGCGGAGUUGCCGCCCGUUCCAGAAAUCCACGUCCCGGAUGCAUCACCAUCCACACCUAAUGUUCCUAGCGUUGUCGAAGAAAAGAAACCUGUUGAUAUUCAAUUGGUUGAGGAGCCGAAAUCCUCAAUAGAAAAGGCUCCUGCGAAAUCAUCGGCAACAACAGCAGCUUUGCCUCCUGCUGAUGAUCUCAGGUCCAGUUUAAUGGAAGCCAUACGAAAUGCUGGUGGCAGUGGGAAAGCCAAAUUAAAAACUGUAGAUAAAAAUAACGGACAACCGGUUACAAAAGGCGCUCAGGGCGGGGAUUUGAUGACCGAUCUUCACAACAAACUUUUCAUGAGAAGAAAAGGUAUUUCGGGUGCUAAGCAAUCUCAGGAAAAUGGCAUCGACGCGGAUUCUACGCUGUCGAGAAUUGCUGCGAUGAUUCCACCACCUGAACCCUCCAACGAUCCAGAUUCCACUUCCAAUGACGAAGAAUGGGAAGAGUAGGAUUUUAAAUUUAAUUUUAAUCAACAUUUACACUGAUAUAUGUAUACAAAAAUAUUUACUCUAUUUACAUAGUCUGUCUUUACUAUUCGUUUAAAUAAAACAGUUUGUAGUAAUAAUA